UACAAUUACCAACUGCAGUCUAUGGAACUACACUUCUUCCAUGGAUAAUCUUUGAUAUUGACUACAACCCAGCAUUCGUUUCGACCUUCUCGUGAUGGGCUCUAUGUCCCAAGUCGCAACCGUCCGAACGUCCCCAUCUCUGUCUCUGCCAGUGCCUUUGCCUUGAUGAUAACGAACUCUAAUGUAAAUGUAAUAUGACAUUAUUCCAGCCUGAGAAAUACACUCGCAAUUCACAGUAACUUAUCGGCAUUUUCACGCUCCACGUUCUGCGGCAUUCCGCGAGAGCGCCACACACGUACAUACCUAGGUACAUACAAGUGCCUCAUACAUACAUACACACCAACCAGUCAAACCAUCAUCCCAGGCAUUAAGUCGAUUCAAUCCCAGGCAAUGCAUUCCAUACCCAGGAAACCCAUAUCCUCACCACCGCCCUCAACACCCGACGAACCCUCAAACUACAAAUACCCACCCUUCACGGACCCAGCCAACGAGCUCCGCCUCCUAGAACUCCAACCCUCAUCCGACCCCUCAGCACCCUUAGUAUGCAAGAUAGAAGCGUACCGGCUCGGCGCAGCCCCAGAAUGCAUCCUACCAGAGUACCUCGCCCUCUCCUACGUCUGGGGAGACGCCAGCCAGCGGGAACCCAUCCUCAUCGACGCAGACGACUACUACACGAACGGCGAGCCAGGCCUCCGCCAACUCGACAUCUCGAUCAACCUUGCGUGUGCGCUGCGUCGGCUGAGGAGCCUCCGGAGCUUCGACUGGGAGUCUAAGGGCGUGAUGAGGCUGUGGGCGGACGCAAUCUGCAUCGACCAGACGUGCAUCCCGGAGAGGAACUCCCAGGUGCGGAUCAUGCAUAGGAUCUAUGCGUCCGCGCAGACCGUGUGGAUCUAUCCGAUCGAUGUGUCUGCGAGGAGUGGGACGCAUGGUGCGGCAAGGGAGACGAGGACGAUGUCGAGGCGGCAUAGGACGUUUUUCAAUGAGGCGUAUUGGGGGAGGGCGUGGUGCGUACAGGAGAUCUUCUUCGCGAAGGAGGUGUGGAUUCUGUAUGGGGAUCAGGAGGCCCCGUUGGACUUCAAGAGCUGGAAGCCAGGCACGCCGCUCGUGACGGGAUUGGGGUUCUUUGGACAGCCGCCGAGGCAUCUUCAGUCUGAGGUUUAUCAUCUUAAGAGGAUUAAGUAUACGGAGUUGGUAGAUGCUUCGACAGGUCCGCAUCUGUUGUAUAACCUUCUCUGGCAGUGUCGACACCGCCGCGCCUUUCUUCCCCAGGAUAAAAUCUACUCCCUGAUGAACAUCCUCCCAGCCAGUACGACGCUCCGACAAGACUACAGCAAAGAUUCCGCGAGCGUGUACGGCGUCUUCAUGAAAGAAGUUAUCAAACACGGGUCCUCACACCUCCCCUGCCGCCCCCUGGACUUCCUCUCCCCGACCCACAACAUCUCGACCCCGCUCUCGCCCGGGCUCCCAACCUGGUGCCCGGACUUCUGCGAAUACGCCGAUACCGUCGACAUCCUGGACAACGUGCCCGCCACACACUCCAUGCUCACGAUGUUCGUCCGCAAGAUCGGCCGCACGCAGUCCAAGUCCGAAGACUACCAACCGUGGUUCUACCUCCGGCAGCGGUGCCAGGCCGACGGGCAGACGACCGAAGGGCCCGUGGGAACCGUGAUCCCUUCGUGGGACAUCCCCAUCUCGCCGUUGUCAUGCCUCGUAGCGGCCGACGUCAGCGACGAAGAGCCAGACACGGAGCUCACGAUUCGCGGCGUGCGGCUCGGGACCCUCAGCCAGCUCGGCGACGUGCUGGACCUGCACGAAACGAAGUUCACGCUCGCGGCGCCGCCGGAGGAAGCCAUACGCGCGUGGAAGCCGUUCGGGACUGGCGUAUACAAGCCGACGCUCGAGAGCGCGUCGCUGGCGCUCGUGAAGACGCUGCUGAUCAAUUCGCGGCUGUCGGAGUGGAGCCAGGCGGCUGCGGCGGGGGUGCUGAAGCAUGUUGUUUUUGGCGCAGAUCCGGAUCCAGGGGAAGCGUUUUCACCGUCGUCGUUUGCGGCUGAUACGCCUGUGGCGGAGUACCUGGCGGAACUGAAGGCUUGUCUGCCGGGGUGGCGAUUCGCGGUCACGUCGGCGGGUCAUUUUGCUAAGGUGCCGAAUGCGGCGAGGGAGGACGACGUUGUGUGUGUUCCGUUGGGGAGUUCGACGCCGAUGGUGCUGAGGCAGAAGGAGGGGAAGAGGUAUGAGCUUGUUGGAAGGUGCUUUGUUCAUGGGUACAUGACGGGUAAGGCGAUGUUCAAGCUUGAUAUUGCAUCACAGAAGGUCAUUGGGAGGAGGAGCAAGAGUGAAUUGACAGAGGAGGAUUGGAAUAAACUUAGGGAGAUCGUGAGGAGGGAACUGGAGCCUUUUAUUUUAGUGUAGAUGGGUUAGUAUCAGGUUGAUGUCUGAUAGUCGUCAAAUAUUCAGUUCGUCAGUUCAGGAGGCUCACGUGAGGGUACUGAUGCGUAAGAGGCAUUUUCUACGGAAGAGGAAGGAAACGACCUGAAGAGAGGGUUACCUACCUAUUUCACUGCUUACAUACUACUCUCUCGCUUCAAUACUGC
Molecule: messenger RNA, 2594 nt
Organism: Aaosphaeria arxii CBS 175.79
Lineage: Eukaryota; Fungi; Ascomycota; Dothideomycetes; Pleosporales
Exons: 2
Coding region: 391-2412 (673 amino acids)
Source: RefSeq, a predicted model, not a curated record